This is a messenger RNA of Pungitius pungitius (ninespine stickleback), 5891 nucleotides long. Its product is annotated as mastermind-like protein 2. The transcript has 5 exons. NCBI's taxonomy places the organism in Eukaryota, Metazoa, Chordata, Actinopteri, Perciformes, Gasterosteidae. Gene Ontology annotation, molecular function: transcription coactivator activity. The record is from RefSeq and is a predicted model, not a curated record. The coding region runs from base 1111 to 3834 and encodes 907 amino acids. Gene Ontology annotation, cellular component: nucleoplasm; nuclear speck. Gene Ontology annotation, biological process: positive regulation of transcription of Notch receptor target; Notch signaling pathway.
CACGUUACGCGGCGCGCGCGUCGCGGGAGCGUCCCCCGUUCGCUCCACUAGGGGGCGCGAUUGGACCCCCACCCCCCCACCACCUCGACAUCCUCGUGAGUGUGUCAUGUCAGGGGAGGAAUGUUCGUACAAUGAGGGUCUGUGUAUUGUGGUUCCGCUAUUGCCUCGGUGCGCCACACGGGCAAACGGUUGUCAAUGGACUAUUGGAGACGGAUCUCGGUCGGUGCGCGCCACGGCUCCCCCGCGUUUCCGCUGCGUGGUUUCUGACUUGUAAUUCGCCACCAGAUCCUUUUAAUCCGGGUGGAAAGGGAAAGAGACGGAGAGAGGACUGGAAUCCAAACAAAAAUGCCGUGAGUCGUGGAAGUUUCGUGAAUUGUGGCGCGUUGGUCGAUUGUCCAGUCCUGGCGAACUAAGCGCUCACUUGGAUUUUUUUUUGUACAGUUCGCAGUCUCGAUCCUUUUUUUUUGUUUGUUGUUUCAACGGACUAUUUCCCCAAGUGUGGCACAUUUGAGUUAAAGUAGGAUGGCGUUGUACCAGGGAUCUCCCCGCCGAUGGAACUGAAGUUGUGCGUGCCGUGGUUUUGAAUCAUCCACACUGAAUAGAAUUCAUCUGCGAGCACAGCUCGAGUCGUAAAGCGCGAGUGGAUCUCUUGCAGCUGUGAAUCCACGAGCUUUUUCGUGUUUGUAAAUCAUUUCCGUUUUAAUUACAAGCCGACACCGCAGCAGCAGCACCUCCCCCCCCCCCCCCCCUCCCCAAGGAAGCGAUCCCUAAUACAAACCUGCAACAUUGAGACUUUUGAACGCCUCCGUGGAGCCAUUGUGUGAGUUUGCACUGACCUUCUCUUACUUUCCGAGCAAGUGUCGCUUCAUCCUUCGCGUCACCGUAACAUUCCUAGUUCUAAUUGUGCGUUUUGUCUUUCAACGAAUACCACUGGCUCCAUCGCAGUUCCUCUCAAGUGAGCCGAUAGUGCGUGCAGGGCAGUGUAUUUUUUUUCCUUCCACAUGGGAUCCUAGCUGCGUGCACGCGUCUUGUGUCUUCCAUGCCCGUGCUGUGGUCCAUUAGAAGCUCAGUGGACCUCAGUCUCUACCAACUAGCCGGGGACCUGCGGGCAUGGGAGAAGCGACCCCGGCUCAGUCCGCUGCAGGGGCGUUCGUACCCAUGUUGGGGGUCGGUUUGGGAACCAUGCCCGCCGGGGUCGGCAACGGGCCGGUGGGGGCCACGUCCAGAGGCUCCGCGGUGCCACAGCUGCACAGCGCCAUAGUGGAGCGUUUGCGCGCCCGCAUCGAGCUGUGCAGGCGGCACCACUCCACCUGCGAGAACCGCUACCAGAGGGGUCAGGCCGAGAGCUCGGACCGGGAGCACGACAGCACGCUUCACCUGCUCAACAUAGUCCACCAGGGGCCCGGGAACCGGAAGACGAAGGGCGGCCGGGGAUCGAACCAGCAACCUCCAGAGUACAGCAGGGCCAACGGAGAGCUGAAGGGCGCCGAGGGCGAGCAGAAGAUAUCCACGCGCAUAGCGCUUCAAGGAUCCCUGCGAAGGAAGAUCGAGGCUCACGCGCCGAAGCAGAAUGGGCUCUCCUGUGGUUUUUCUGGAUCAGACUUUAAGCGGGCGCGUGUGGAUGCCGGUGCUCUAGGACAUGGGGCUUGCAAUCACAACUUAGCCCAGUCACAUUCUCUGCAAGGCUCCUCAUCCAUGGGCAUGCAGAGGAAGAAUUACAUGAUGCCCCAUGGUGUGGGCUCAGACAUAUUCAACAUGACCCUCAAAGAAAUGAAGAAAGAGCCCAUUGAGGUCCAGUCUUGUGGCCAGUCGAAUGCGGAGAUGAUUUUUGACUUCAAAGACGAAGGCGGCGGUCAGAUUGACCCGGACCUCCAGGAUCUUUUUGACGAGCUCACAAAGACUGUGCCCACCCUGAAUGACCUGGAGUUCGAGAAGAUGCUAAAGCAGGAUGAUGCAUUCGGUUUGGAUCUAGGUCGGCCGAGCUCUGCGGGAGCAGCUGCAAGUCUCUGUUCCCCCAUGGAUAAGCCAAUAAAGAUGGAGCACUCGCCGGAUUUUGGCCAUGUCCACGGCGGCUCGCCGCAGCUCCGACCAGCCUCGGCGGGACCUUCUUUCACGUUGACCAGCACCUCGUCGACCACCACGUCGCAGAAAGUCGCCUCUCAGGCAGGCCACCCCAGGGCCCUGCCCUGCUGGCCAGAAAUAUCCCACGCAGAGCAGCUGAAGCAGAUGGCAGCGAACCAGCAGCAGCCGAGCUCCCUGCUUCAUCACCACCACCAGACGCCACCUGCAGGAUUGAGCAACUGGGCUCCCGCCAGGAGCACCCACUCCUCGAACAGCGCCUUCCCCCAGGACAAGGUUGCCGCGUCGGCAGGGCUCGGCCAGCAAAGGAUUGCCUCUCACGGUAAAGGGAUCAACAAUUGCCUCUUCAAGUCAAAUGGCCACGCUGGCCCCCAUCAUUUGGACAUGAAGGGUCUCAGCACCAAGCCCACGCUGCAUUUCAGCCCCAAAGCGCCCCACCCGGCCGGCCAGCCGAUGCCUGCCAUGGCGAGCUCGGUGAAGACAACACCCCAGCAGCAACAGUCGCCGUCAACUGGCCAGAAUCAGCCACAUCCAGCUCUCCACUUCCAGAACCAACAGAUCGCCACCUCGGGGGCUCUUUGCCUGCAACCCAAGCCGGGUCCCGGGGGGCUGCCGUUCAAACUGUCCCAGCAGCGUCAGGGUGUUGCUCCUGGUCCGAGGCUGCCCACCAAUGGAAACUUAGCCAUGGCAACCCAGUCGCAGCCACGGGUCCCAGUUCCCAACAACCAGCAAAAGGGUCCGGCCAAAACCCAGGCCAUGCAGAGGCAGCUGAAUCAGCAGCAGCAGCAGCACACCAUUAGCAAUUCAGACAAAGACAAUGUACACGACCAAUUCAAUCGUCAUCUCACCAGACCGCCGCCUGAUUACAAGCAGUCAAGAGGGAUGGCGGGAGCUCCGCAGGGAAACCUCUUCACAGGUCAAAAUUCCUCCCAGUCCUCCGGCAAUGGCCCAGAGAAUGACAUCCAGUCCAUGGCCUGUCACCUUCCGAGUGGGUCUAGUUCAAAGAUGACUCCGUCGGACCGCAGAUACGGUAUCGGGGCUGAAUGUAGUCCGAGUUCUUGUAUCGGCCAAUUCCAGCAGCAUAACAAUCCUAAUCGGAUUGGGCUGAAUCAAAGUAAGGCGAGAUUCCUGGGUCCAAACACGCAUGCAAAUUCUUUCGGGAUGAACAAUGCAGCAGGUGUGCAACACCCGAGAACAACAGCUGACCUGCAUUCCUCGGGGUUACCAGGCCAAGGUCUGGGAGGCCUGAUGAAGAAUGUCAACAUGGGCUGGGGCUCUGCCAACAAGCAGGUGACAACUGGACUGGGCGUCAGGCGGCUACCCAAUCCCCUCCAGGCUCAGGGUGCGCAGCUGGACAUGUCGAACCUCCCGUACCAACAGAGGAUCGUAGGCCCUCCCAACCAGGUAGCACCAGACAUUGGGAUGCCUCUGCUCAACCCCUUGAUAAGAGACACAGGCCCGAGACUAAGCCAGCCAAUGAUGGGAUCCCCAUCAGCAGUGGGGAACCUGAACCAGGCCUCUCCUGAACAGAGGGUGCCAGCAGGCCACUUUGCAGAGCCCAGCCCGAGCUCCGGAAGCUACCAGAAUAACCGAGCCAACAGACUGACCUUUGACUUCCUUCCUGAGGGCGAUAACACCGUUCCGGGGAUCAACACAGACUCCGACUUCAUAGACUCUCUGCUCAAGUCGGGCUCUGGGAAUGAUGAUUGGAUGAAAGAUAUCAAUUUGGAUGAGAUUCUGGGCAGUCACUCUUGAAUUUGCGUCACAGAUUGCUAAAGAUUAACUCGCUCCUCUAUAGGUUAUGGAUGAAAGGAGAAACACUUGUAAAUGAUGUUGAAAUGGAUUUUAUAAACUCAUAUUAUUUGUUAUCCAAUUAUAGUGUGUUGUUUUGUAUGGUAUUUACUGUGAAAUGAAUCUGUGUUCCGUCUGUAGUACUCUGCAUAUUCUAUUCACAGUAUAUUGGCCAAGAAACUGCUUUUCUUUGCGGUCUGUUUUGUGGUCUAUUAAUCAUACUCAUGCUGUACUACUGUAUAGGAUAAAAUACCACACUGUGAAAAGAAAACAUAGCUAUGUUGCUUUUCAAAGUCAUGUUGAUAAUCCAAGUUACGUUUUGAAUCUGCAUCCACUAUAUAGCAUGAUAUGGUAUUUACCUUCAAAAGUUUGGCUACCAUAAACACAGACAGGAAUCUUUCCACAACAAAUGUAUUUUUUUCUUAUUGUUCAAGCUUUUUCCUCUGUGGUAGUUUUUGGUUCCAACUCAAGUAAUGUAACCAUUCUUUUUUAUGUGAUAUUUAAUAAUAUUGGGAUAGUAGUGUGACAUUAUGAUCAUGAAAAUACAUGUAAUAAAAUUAAUUUCAAUAAAUGAAUACAUCAAAAGUGCUCUUCUGGGGAACUAUUUAAACAAUGUAAAGUGUGGGUGCAUUUCUUUGCAUCUCCAACUAUGCUUUUUUAAAUUCAAAUGCUACAUACUCUGACUUAAGGUUAAGGAUAAAGAAAGAUAAAGAAAUAUCAUAGAUCUAUUUACUAGUCAUGUAUUUUAGAACACAUGAGUAAAAACAAUACUGGCUAAAUUAACCCUGGGAAAAUAAUUAUACAAUUAUAUGUAUCUACAUUAUAAAUACUGUGCAGGAAAAAUGCUUUUACAGAUUCUUUAGUUUUAGUUUAUAACUAAGAUGACACCAAGCCCAAUUAUUGAGAUUGGCCGGCUGAGGCUAACCUCAGCUCGUCUUUAAAAACUCUGCUUGACACACAAUUUGUAAUAUUAAAUGGCACUUUUUUCCUUUUCAACACUACCCUAAUAUUUCAAUACUGCCAUUUCGAAAACCACAGACUAAUUGGCCAACACUUUCCAUCUGACCAAGCACCUUAUUGCUCGUCAAUCAGGGUGUCAACCUUUAAAAAGAUCCCACAGGUGAGUACCUGUUCACAACAACAAUGGAAACCUAUGAAUUGAAUUGAAUAACUUAAUUAAUUUCCAGCAAGGAAAAUGAAUUUGCCUCUAAAAAACGUUCAUACAGACAAUAGAAAGUCCAUAAAAUACAAAAACCCAUCACAAAGAAUAAAUAACACCAGGAAAAGCCAUAUGAAACGUGAUUAAAUAACAAUAAAAACCACAAUCUAAAGGUCUUAAUGAAAAAUAUAUACCUGCACAGCAGCAGAAGCCUGCUUUCACUGUAAUUUAAGCUUUCAUUUUUUUCUCCAUACAUGUUUUGGCUGUGUUUAGAUAUUACAUUCUAUAUGGACUGUGUUUCUUUCUGAUUUUUGUAGAAAAAUGCACUUCACUUUAGCAAUAUCUGUGAAAUGUCAAUCCCAGACUCUACCUUGAGAAGAGUAUUAAAUACAAAUGUUUAAAAUGGAGUAUGGCAGUAUAAAGUAAGUUUUUAAGAGUGUUCUGCUACUUAUUUGUGUGGUUGUAUAAACUGUGUCUAGUGAUAAGCCAGUUUUCAGAAUUGUGUUCAAUCACAAAAAACUGUCUUGCAGCAUUCAAAUGUUAUUUAAGAAUUUAGAAUGUCAAUCUUAUGAAUGACCUCUUCAAAUACUUUAUUGUUGUUUGUUUAGUGAUUAGUUCCUAAUGCUUUUUACUAAUUAGUUGCUCUACAAACAGCAAUGUUGUUACGGGCAUAUCACACUAGAUAGGUGUUAUCUCCCCCUUGACUGUAUCCUUGCCCUCUCUUUCUGCUAAAACACAGGGAUACACAGAAUUUUUGUAUAGGGGAUAAUUGGAAACGCUGUGCACCUAAGGGUGCCUUUGUUUUGUUGUCCUUGAGUACCUGAGGAAGUUCAAUUACCAAAAACUUGUUUAAUAUUAAAGG